GCUUCGCUCCCGGUUCGGCAUCGCGCAUACUUUCAGUCGUGAGUUUUCACUAGGAUCGAACGCGUCGCGUAGCUCUCUCGUGCUGCAGCAGGCAGACCGUCGUUUUACCUGCACACCACUGUUUCGGGGUGGGCAUUUGCCAUAGUUUGGAGUGUCAGAUUUUUCCUCACAUAUCUACAUUUUGAAUGAGCAGUGAGUUCUACCGUCUGCCAUCUGUAUAGUGGAAAACGGACGGGAUGGGUGAAUCCUCCGGGAAUCGACGUCGGGUUCCGGUCGUGUUCACAGUGUAGAGGGGUGGUCAGUAGUAGAAGCAGCCUCCCCCCGCCUGCUCCGACGGAAAAUCUUGCCAUAUCGUGAGCUGAGGAGAGAAGAAUUUCAACCCCCGUCGUGAAAAUUGGGCCAAGCCGCAAUUCAUCUGCACAGGUGGAAAGGCUCUGCCGCUCUGUCCGGUUGAUCCGUGAAGAGCCUCGCGUAAAUGGAUUUUCUUUGACGAGUGAUAGUGUGAAUGAGUGAGUGCUGAAAAGCGACCAUCCAGCUUGGCCUUCCCCAACCGCAUGGAAAAAACGGUACAGAUAGUGAUCCGAAGGAUUUUUGUUCGCUUGCGGAUGACACGCGUCCUUUUUUCGCUCCCAUACACGCACGUAUGUCAUUGGUAAGAGCGGAGAUACGUCUGAAAGAAGAUUGAAGAUUGUGAUUGAAAAGUGGUGUUCAAAGGAAAGACCUUCCGUUCCCUCCCACACAUCCUUGCAUCGACAGAAGGAAGGUGAAAUAUUAAUGAAUGGAGAAAAAUGCUGUGUGUGAGAGAGGCUACCACCUACUUCCGGUUCCGCGGGGUGGCUCUGGUGACCUAGUUUCGUCGGUGCUUCGGUCGUUUGGAGAAAGUUGAUUUGAAUGCGGCUUAGAGAAAAUAAAAAUUGAGUGGAGGUUAACGGCGGAGUGAAGGAAUAUUCAUUUUUUUUUUUGUGGAAAUGAGUGAACGGGAGGAAAAGGCUGUUGGUCCCGUGGCAGCAUAAGAAAAAAAUCAAAAAGGAAUUUCGUACGCAAAGUGUGAGGUGUUCAAAUCCUGUUUCGUGCUAAUUUUGAUUCUAUAUUUUCACUCGGAAAAGCACAUUAGCGAACAAGAGACCUGUGGUUCGGGACAAACGGUUUAAGUUUGUUUAAACAGUUGAAGAAGCUCCCGAUCCGGAAUCGAAAACAAACUGCAAAGGUGCGAUUUAUCUGGAGUGCACGAUUGUGUGGCAGAAUCUAAGCCCAAAGUGUAUUCCUGUGCCCCAAUUGCCACCUUUAACCCGUGUUGAAAGAAGAAAAAUAAAAGAACAGCAAAAGAAGAAAGGUGUAUCCCUGCGGAUGAACGCAAAACGGAAAGCAAUCAACGGGCAUCCCCUCUUCUGUUCUGCGUGAUACUCUGUCGUUUUGAAAAGAACCCGAAUACCUAGUUAUCCUAAGCAGAAGAAAAUUCGGGUGAAAUCAGUUGAGGAGAAAGCAAUCGCCGCGCUGCCCGAGUGAAACGCGAUGGCCUAUUUACCGGCAGGAAGCAGCACCGAGCAGCAGCGGAACCGGCAGGCCGACGUCAACGACGACGGCACCGGGAAAUUUGGCUGCCGGCUGAGCUGAGCUGAACCCGUAACCUUGCGCGGCCCCAGUGUGCGAAGAAAAGGAAAAUUUGUUUGAAAAAUCUUUGAAUAUCCUACCUAUCUAUCCUACCUAUAUAAUAGGAGAGUGUUUUGGCUGUGCGUGUGUGUGUGUUUGUGAAAAAAAGUGUGCGGGGAAGUGUUCUGGUGAAACAACUAACGCAAGCAGUCAGUGGCAGGCAACAGUUUCAACUGAUAACAAGAGGAAAGGAAGCAAAGCGUAAAAAAAAUGCCGGGCAUUGUAGUGUUCCGCCGACGGUGGUCAGUCGGCUCCGACGACCUAGUGGUUCCCGGUUUGUUUCUCUUCGUCAUCCACUUGAUAUGGUUGACGGUGCUGGCAGUGGUGACGGGAAUUUUCCAGUACGACCGGUCCGUCCAGUGCAUAGAGCUGCUAUGGUACUUCCAGAUCGGUUACAUUUCCAUUUUAAGUUGUUGCAUCCUGUUAGAAAUCGCCAUUUGCAUUGUUGCGAUGCGAGGAAGCAUCCUGGACAUGGAGCCUCGAGCAGUCAUGCCCUACCUGUUGUACACCCGAGUCCUGGUCAUGAUCGUGGACCUAACCUGGCUGAUCCUGGGUGCCAUCUGGUUGAAGGACCACUACUUCGACUGUCCCAUCCAGGAACCGAAGGGAACGAUGAUUGCGGUGGUCAUCUGCAACCUGUUGGUAAUCUUCAGCAUGUUCACCACCAUCUGGUGCACGUUCGAUCCGGCCGGACGGUCUUGGGUCAAGAUGAAAAAGUACCAACGAUCGAUGCGGGAAUCGGAAUCCCGGUUCAACUACAAACGGAGCGGCAGCCGGAGUCGAAACUGGCGCCAGCGGAAAGUGAUACGAGCCUACCAGGACAGCUGGGACCACCGGUGUAGACUGCUGUUUUGCUGCAUGGGCAACAGCGAUCGAAGUCGGAACUCCUUCACCGACAUCGCUCGACUGCUGAGCGACUUCUUCCGGGAUCUGGACGUAGUGCCGUCUGACGUGGUGGCAGGUCUCGUUCUGCUGAGGAAGUUCCAGAAGCUGGAACGGGAAGCAGUUGUGCGACAGCGCAAAAACGGUACCUACGAGUUCCUAUCCGGUGUUCCCAUUACCGCUAAUACUCAGUUCUUGGCGUUGAACGACUCCAAAGACUACGAUCACUUUCAGACUGUGAUCCGCUACAUGUACUUCGCCCAGGGUGCCUACGGCUGGCCUAUGUUCCUGAUGAGUCACUCCCGGACCGGCAUCUGCCAGCUCGGUUCGGAGCUGACGUGUUGUCUUUCCUGCUGCCGACGGAAGACCGGCGUCGACGUGGUGGAGGACAACUGCUGCUUCUGCAACUAUGCGGCCCUCAAGAAGAUGCUGCAGAUCGGGGAGGUCGAGGUCAUCUACGCCACAUAUCACGUAGACAUCGGUGAAACGCCAUUCUUCGUUGCCGUCGAUUACAACUACAGCAAGAUCGUGGUCAGCAUCCGCGGUACGCUGAGCAUGAAGGACGUCCUGACGGAUCUGAACGCCGAAGGAGACUGCCUUCCGCUAACUCCACCCCGCGAAGAUUGGAUCGGUCAUAAGGGCAUGGUCCAGGCGGCGAUCUACAUCAAGAACAAACUGGAGGAGGAGAAUCUCAUUCAACGGGCCCAGGCCCACAAUCCGGCGCGUGGUACUCAGGACUUUGGCCUGGUGCUGGUAGGGCAUUCGCUCGGUGCCGGAACGGCAGCCAUCCUGGCCAUUCUGAUGAAGCAGCAGUACGACGAUCUGCACUGUUACAGCUAUUCACCGCCAGGUGGCCUGUUAAGCAUGCCCGCGGUAGAGUAUAGCAAAUCGUUCAUUACCUCGGUAGUGGUAGGGAAGGACGUCGUUCCGCGGAUCGGUCUACACCAGAUGGAAGCCCUCCGGGCGGAUCUGAUCAACGCCAUCCAGCGGAGCAUAGAUCCCAAGUGGAAGACGAUAGCCUGUUCGGUGAUUUGCUGCUGUUGCGGUCCGGAACCGACUUCCGUAACCAUGAUGUCCACCAAGGAGGAGCACGUUAUACGCUACGAACAGGACCGGACCAGUGCCCGCCAGAGCACCGUUCACCCCAACGACAACUCCAUUGCCCUGACGCUGCACCACCCUCUGUAUCCACCCGGACGAAUCAUUCACAUCGUACGGCACCAUCCCAGUCAGGACGACAGACAAAUUCUGAAGAAGCGUGAACCCGUCUACCAGGCGAUCUGGGCCGACAAUACCGCCUUCGACGAGGUGCUCAUCUCGCCCGUGAUGCUGCAGGACCACAUGCCGGACAAGGUGCUCGCCGCACUCAAUAAGGUUAUAACCACGGUCGGCCCCCGUAAACCCCAGCGCCAAUCAUCGAACGCCAACUCAUCGAUCGCAUCCGAAGCCAUUGAAGCACUACUACACCCGGACGGACAUUACUUCAUCAACCACAACAACACGGCUGCUGCUGGAGAACCGACGCUGGUGGCCCUGCAGAGUCCGGCAUCACCUUCGGUACCGCACAAGAUCUGUUUGGAAACUUCUUUCACCAGCCUCCAAUCUCCACAGGAUCACAAUCCACCCAGUAAGGCUUCUUCCGUAGCCGGUAGCAUCCUGGGCGUUCGCAGUCAACUGUCCAGCGUCGUUGACGAUAGCGGCAUUCCGAAAAGCCUAUCCGGACCGAGCGAAGCCACCACGGUAAUCCUGAACAACACUGAUCCACACCACCAUCAACACCGAGCUCCAAGUUCCGCUAGCAAUACUGCACGGACGGUUGCCUUCAACACUUCGCCGAACGUUAUACGAAAUGGGGUCCCUCCGGCAGGUCCAAGCAACUCCAACGAAAAUAAACCCAUGAGUCUAUCGUGGAACGGUACUCUACAGAAUUCCGGUGAAAUCAAAAAAAUCGACUUGAUCCACGACGACUGGUUCGGGUUGGCCCCGCUGGCCAGCCCCGAGUCCCUGUCGGAACUGUCGAGCAUCAGUUCCCGAGCAAGUUUUGGAGUUAACCUGGCGUCCAGUAUUGACCGGUACCUGGAGAAAAUCACCGAAAGCAAGCAAAGUCGAUCGAAGGGCGAUGGGACCGAUCCGCUACUGGAGUCACAGCUGCACACGCCGAAAAUCAUGCGACGGACACCGAAGGUAAGCGGAAACCUGUCAUUGUGUGCAGAAGACGUCAAAACGAUCAACAGCUACAAGCGGAUGGGCAAGAUCUUCGUGCUGAAUCGAGUGCCUUCCGAUAGCGAUUCAACGAUGGAUAGCUACGAAUCGGCGCACAACGUGAUCGUAUUGGACGGGAACGGAAUCAUCGGCGCGGAAGGACUGACCGCUAGCGGAACGUCACCGAUCAAGGAAAACUCUAGAUCAGCGGAUAACCUCGACGAGCUGAACUCACGGCAAGCGGCACCGGGAGGCAAUUCCUCAUCCGGAACCGCUGGAACCAAGAAGACCUCAUUUACAGUAAGUGAUAGCGCGAUACAGCAAGAGUGUACCUCAAAUUGUCCAUCGUGCCCUUGUCGGAGAUCUCCCGGUGGACCAUGCUGUCAAAAGUUCAACCAUCGCGAAUGCUACAACUACAAGUACACCUCGUUCAACAUCUUCAAGUUCAACAACAAUCGGGAUAGCAAGACGGCCAGUUCCAGCGAUACAUACCACAGCGCCAUGUCUUCGUUGACCGGCGACCUCGACCACACUGGUUCCAGUACAAACAAUUUCCACUCUAGCAGUAGUAGCAGUAGCAGUAGAACCCUCCAAAACACCAGCCUAAAACCGGGAGUCCUAGAGUCACACUUCCCCGUCUAUCAGGAAACGGCAUCGGAAGAACGACUUUCGCUACUAUCCAACAUCAAGGAAAGCAGCCCGGUUCGGUUGCCAACCGCAACGACAAUAACCAACCAACGAGUGAACCUGAAAGGUCAUCUAACCUCAGCCACCGCCGCAAACAAACGCCACAACGAGGACGACCUGAUUGCAUUCUCCCGGAAUGAGUCACUCCCCCUGUUGGCGAACCUCGUCGAAAAGUCGUCCCCAACCAACUACGUCCGCAAGAAACAUUCCGUCUAUCCCAGCGAAGCUGGUCACCCAAUCGCCACGGCAGGUUUCAGCGCCAGCAGCAGCAAUGGCCGCGGCAGCAUCGCCACCAUCCACUCGUCCUCGUCCUAUUCGUCCGUCACGUCGUCUCCCAGUCGGUACCCCAAGAACGAAAGCAGCGUAUGAGAACGGAACCAAAGCUCCGAAACGCUAGUCUAAAAACCCAUCAUCAAUUACCUAACCUCAAUUCGAAUCUCUCAAUCUGAAUCUCUCACUCUCACUUUCAGUCUCUCUCUCUCUUUCUCUAGUCUAUUAGUCCUUUUCUUGUUCCCCUUCUUCUACAAUUACGACAAAAAUAUCGUUCCUUCCAAUUCUCGAAUUCAAUCAAUCACGCGAAUUCACCGAGUUCUUCAUCAAGGGUAGGCCUUAACAAGUUGUGAAUCUCUUUUCGGAUAGGACAAAACAAAGAUAAACUGUUACGCGAUCGGUUCUAGUCAAACACCGUAGAUUCACAGUGUGUAAUCCUAGUGAUGUAGUCAAUAAAAGUCAUGUCAACAGCGUGCCAAAAACCAGCUAAUGAGCGAGGCAUUUACUCUCUUCUAAGUUAGACACAGAGUAGGGGAAUCAGAAAAAGUCAAUUUUACUAUACAAAACAGCAUGUGUUAGAAAGUGUCACAGCCAGGCGAGGUGCAGGAAUUCAGGACCUCAGCCGAACGGGUGUGGCAAUUUGAGAGUAGAAAACGUUAAGCUUAUCCGGUUUAGAAAAUAUACAAACCUCCUUUAAAAAAAAUUAUAAUUCCAGCAACAACAAAAAUACUAAACUUGAGAGAAAAUACAAACUUUAAGACACGAAGAAGGAACAAAACGCCGUUUAGAAUUUUUACAAUUUCAAUUUCACAAAACUUUUAAAAGCAACUUUGUUACUAAGGAAAACUUUGAGUAAAAUUAAACAAAAAAAAAAAGUAGGUAAAACUAUCAACAAACAGAAGUAAACAAAUGGUGUUUAGCGCAAGAGAAUAGUGUUAGCAAAACGAAAGGGUCUAAAUAUUCUAAAUUUUUGUACAUACACUCAUUCCUGUACGUGUGUGCGCGGUGGAAGUGUCUGGAAAAGAAACGUGCAGGAAUGUUAUCCAAAACGGACAUGGAAACAAUAACAAACCAAAAAACACACCCAAGAGGAAAGUUUCUAAGCAAAAUGGGAACACUACGUAGGGAAAUCAAAUCAAAGAAAACAAAAACACGAUGAAGGACAAUUCUAGUGAAAAUCUUCAGUAAGGUUGGCAAUUCUUGAAACAUUGGAAUUUAAAGCAAACAUAAACACACAGACACUUAAAAUUACAAACUAAUUGAUUGUACUAAAAUCCAAGUAAUAAAUUUCUCGAUUCGUUGAUAAAGCAGAAUGAUAAAAGUUUAAAAAUGCAACAAACCAGGAAGCAGAACUAAAUAAAAUAAAUUCACAUUUAAAGAAAAAAAAAAGUAAAGAAAAUGAAUCAUGGAAAACGGAGAAACAAAGCAGAUUAAAAAAGUAUGGAAUAUUAUUACCAUUUAGAGAAUAUAUUUGUUAGUUGAUUGAAGGUAAGCUGAAA
Messenger RNA from Ochlerotatus camptorhynchus, 7190 nucleotides. It is a transcript of the gene inaE, whose product is annotated as inactivation no afterpotential E. NCBI's taxonomy places the organism in Eukaryota, Metazoa, Arthropoda, Insecta, Diptera, Culicidae. Gene Ontology annotation, molecular function: lipoprotein lipase activity. The coding region runs from base 1861 to 5790 and encodes 1309 amino acids. The record is from RefSeq and is a predicted model, not a curated record. The transcript is spliced from 11 exons. Gene Ontology annotation, biological process: diacylglycerol catabolic process; arachidonate metabolic process. Gene Ontology annotation, cellular component: cytoplasm; postsynaptic membrane; dendrite membrane.